GAACAACAUUUUGGGGCUCGUCACUCGCCCGUCAAGGGGCAAGGUUUAUAGAUAAUAUUUAUAAACCUUGCUCGACCACCAUAUUGUGUACAGUUGUUCGCUCAGAUUAUCUUUUAUCUAUAGUAGUAUGGUACUAUGGUAGCACACAACAGUUGUAGUGCUGAUUGAAAUCGAGUAACAUCAUUUCAUCAUUCAUUACUAUCUUUUAUUGUUUGUAUUUCCAUUUCCCAGUUUUACUAAUUUAUUAUAUUAUCAAUACAAUUAACACUGUUGGUUUUUAUUGAAUUGUUGUAGGCCCUUGGUGAAUGAGUUUACAUUACUAUACAAAUAUAUUUAAAAUUUUCUUUUUGUCGGGGAAAAAUAUUAGUAAAUAGGGAAUUUUCUAACCUGAGUUUGGGCAAGUAAUACAAAUUGAGUUACGAACCUUGGUUAGUGUUAGACGUUAGUCCACCUGACUGCCAUAGCGAAGAUUUUAUUACGUGGGUUUUUUUUUUUUUUUUUAGUUGUGAGGCGGCAGCACCAUAGACUCGACAAUGGGAGGGCCUAAGGAAGGCGUUCAAAAACAAAUACAACAAGACUGGGCGAACCGAGAGUAUAUUGAAGUGAUCACUGGCAGCAUUAAAAAGAUCACAGAUUUUCUCAACUCGUUCGGUAAGCUUAAUAUGAAAUGCAUUUCGAUUAGAGUUUAUGUCGUGUGUGUCUGAAUUCGAGCAAAGGACAGGAAAAGUCUUAACAAAAAAUGUACCGGAAAUUGAGUAAAAAAUUAACUUAAAUAUUUUUAACAAGAGUAUACUUUUCUUUAGCACUGUGAUUUAUAAAAGUAUGUACCUACUUUAAUAUUAUAAAAACUAAAAAACAUAAAUAUACUCUCAUUCUUUAGAAAUUUAACAGAUAGUGAAGUAUGUGAUUAGCUCAAUAAUUAGUUGUUCAAUUUUAUUAAUAUAUAAUAUAAAAUGUUUAAAAGUCUCAUAGUUGAAUAAAAGCAACAUAUCAAUUGUCUAUGAAGGUUUGUUGUAUAUGAAACCAUUUAAAGUAGCAGUAUUCGAAAGCAAAGUCAUUAAAAUGAGAGUUUUACUACCAAAUUAAAUUUAAAAAAUCCAAAAUUAAUUUAUGACCUUAGUCAUUUGCUAAAUGAAAAUUUGCUUAUUGCAUUAAAAAAAAUUAAAAUUAACAUAAUUGAACUAGCAAAAUUGUCUACUAAGUUACUCAGUCAAAUUUGUCUGAAUCUAUCAUUGUUAGGACAUAUUAGCGUAUAACUAAAAUCGGUCAUUAAGAAAUCAAAGAAGUGCAAAUCGUACAAAAGACGAAAAAUGUGCUGAAUCGAAAAACUUGCUAGGCAAAAGUAAGUUAUAAUUAAAAUUUAUGGAUAUAGAAUAGAUAAAAUAGUAAUUAUAUAAUAUGAACAAUUAAUCUAUAAUAUUAUUAUUAAUUGAUAAUUGAUAACAUUAAAAUAAAUAAAAUAUUCAUUGUUGGUAAAUAUGAAAAAAUAAGUUUGUCAUUGAAGAUUAAAUAAUUGUACAAUAAGUAGCAAUAAGAAUAAAAAUGAAUAUAAACGUAAAGGGGAAGAGAGGGAGAAGAAGACCAAAAAGAGGUAGUUGGAUUCGAUUGAAAAUGUUAUGAGGACACUCAAAGACAGUUAAUGUAUGCGAGGUGGAGAUUAGGUCAAGUGAAAGUUUAUGAUAGGAGCUCAACCCUAAAGACUUGGAUUAAGACAAAGGAAAUGAAAAAGAUAUUAACUUUUAUUGUGUUAAAUCUACUUUUUACUUUCUAAAAAAAAAUAUAUUUUACUCGAUUCUAAAAAUUCUUUCCCGUGUUUUUUAUUCCUCGAGACUUGUUUUCCUAUCAUCAUUCCUAAGUGUAUAUCAUAGUCAUAUAGACAAUUACUUUGUCACAUAGGUUUAACAAUACAAUUUUAGUUGUUCAGUAUAUAAUUUAUAAUGUACUUCAUAUUAUACAGAGUUACUUAUCCAUAUUCUUUAUUAUAUUGUUAUGCAUGAGUUAUUAACAUGUAUAACAGAAAUAAGUUUUUAAUGUGUUAAAUAGACGCAGUCAUAUAUUUUACUAUAAUUUUAGAUUGCAGGGAUCUAAUAUAACACUGAACCUAAAUAAAACUCAAAGGUAUUUUAAUUUAUUUACUUGCCCACUACUCACUUGAAUAUUCCUAUUUAAGAUUUAAGUACAAAUUAUUUUGAUUAACAAACAAAUUAAUUUGAAUAGAUAAAAAUUAUAUUUGACUAUUUCAUUUUACUUAAAUAUUAUUUUUAAGUUUAUUAAAUAACUAUAUGUUUGUUACCAUGGAUACACAUUUAAAAAUUGUUUGAUCAAAUUAGUAUAUCAUGUAGUCAUAUCCAACCAGUAUUCAUUUUAAAUUAUAGAUUUUCUUUAAAUGUGUGUUUUUUUUAACUCCUUCCGCUAAAAUGAAAGUAACAUAUUGUACAGAUGUUGAUAGAUCAGUUGUACUGAGUAAUUUUGAAAAACGAGGUUGGGUUCAUGUCGGUCCUGAUGAUGAUUGGAACUUUUACUGGGCUGGUAUACAAACAUGUCGUAGUCUAUUUAGCAUUGAUAGUGGCUACCGAAUGCAUGACAAUCAAAUGAUCAACCACUUUCCUAAUCAUUAUGAACUCAGUCGUAAAGAUAUGCUGGUUAAAAAUAUAAAACGUUAUAGACGCGAACUUGAACGAGAAGGAAGCCCCUUAGCAAAACGUUUAGAUGGCAAAUAUUUAUACCUCGAUUUUAUUCCAGUUACAUUUGUAUUACCAGCAGAUUAUAAUUUGUUUGUGGAAGAAUACCGCAAGGUUGGACCAAGUACAUGGAUCAUGAAACCAGUUGGAAAAUCACAAGGAACUGGAAUAUUCCUCAUUAAUAAACUAUCAAAAUUGAAAAAAUGGUCUAGAGAGGGUAAAAAUAAUAAUUUCAAUACAUCUGCAAUUAAAGAAUCGUAUGUUAUAUCUAGAUAUAUUGAUAAUCCAUUACUAAUUGAUGGCAAAAAGUUUGAUCUACGUUUAUAUGUUUUGGUCACUUCUUUUCGUCCACUAAAAGCGUAUUUGUUUAAGUCAGGUUUUUGUCGCUUUUGUACAGUUAAAUAUAAUGCCAGUGUAGGAGAGAUCGAAAACUUAUUUGUUCAUUUAACUAAUGUCUCUUUACAAAAACAAGGUGACGAAUACAAUAGUAUACAUGGUGGUAAAUUAAGCAUUCAAAAUUUGAGAUUAUUUCUAGAAAGCACAAGAGGAAAGACAGUAACUGAAGCUCUUUUUGAUAAUAUAGUUUGGUUGAUUGUUCAUUCAUUAAAGUCAGUUAGUUGUAUAAUGGCUAAUGAUAGACAUUGUUUUGAAUGUUAUGGAUAUGAUAUUAUAAUUGAUGACAAUUUAAAACCUUGGCUGAUUGAAGUAAAUGCAUCUCCUUCAUUAACGUCUACUACAGUGAAUGAUCGAAUUUUGAAGUAUAAAUUGAUUGAUAAUAUGUUAAGUGUUGUUUUACCGCCCAGUGGAAUCCCUGAUGUGCGUUGGAAUAAAUGCCCUUCUCGAGAAGCAAUGGGAAAUUUUGAACUAUUAAUUGAUGAAGACUUGACUGCAAAAGAUAAGCCUGGGUCAUCAACUAAAGUGGAUCAAAAGGAUAAGUUCAAACGCAAAAUCUAAACAAGAUUAACUUCAUUAAACCAUUAGUUAAUGUCUGGCAACAAAUAAUAUGUUUCAGAAUUAUCUGAAUAACUAAUAACUAAUUAUACACAAUUUUAUUGCUUUGUAAAUAUAAUAAUUUAGUUUAUUAUAGAGUUUGAUUCUUCUAUUUUUUGUUUGUUAGUCAUAAAAAUGAAUAUAAUUGUAGUCUAAAAAUCUUCAUGUGUGCUUGAGCUUUUAUACCAAAAAUAUUUAAAAAUAAUUAGGUACUUUAUUUAAUUAAAUUAACAUUAAAUUUAAGAUGUUUCACAUUUAUGUUAAUACCAUGUCCAUAGCAACAAUUCAUAAAUAAACAAUAAGACAAAUGUUAGUACCUAUUUAUUAAUUACCAUGGUGUCCAAUUUAUGGGACAAAUAGACAACACAAGCAUACAAGAGUUAACUGUUCUAUAAAAUAAAAAUCAUAAAAAACUUUUUAGUUAUUAAUUGUAUUUAACUACUUUUGUUUUACCGAUAGUUCAUGAAAUAUAAUUUUAUUUAGGUAUAAUUGAAUUUCAUUAUAUUAAUUUAAAAUAUGAUGUUUAUCUAUUUAUUUAGAUAUGUCAUGUCGAUCCAGGUUAGCAAUUUUAAAUGAAAAACUAACCACUCUAGAAAGAAGAAUUGAAUACUUGGAAGCACGGGUAAGAAUUGAGUAAUAGGAUUUUAGGACUACAGUGAAAAAUAUUUUUAUCAAUAUUUAAAGAUUAGUUAGUUCUAACUAUUCUUUACAAUAAUUACAUUUUUUUUUUUUUAUUUACUUAUUUUUUUUAAGGAUUUAAUAUUUUAAAGUGGUUAACCUUUUAACAAAUAGUAAAUCUCAAUAAUAAACUUGAUAUUGUUAUUAACAAUAAUAAUCAAUAACCCUUAAAUUUAAUUUAUUUCAUUGUAAAUGAAGUGUUAUUAGUAUACUCGUAUAAUAAAUUAAUCAUAUUAUUUUGUUUUUUUUUUUUAGGUUACCAAAGGAGAAACCCUUUCAUAGUGCAUUUUAUUACAAUUUAAUGUAUCUAUGUAAAUAAAUAAAUAAAAUAAUUGUAUUAGUUUAAUUAUUUUCCUAAGUAAUAUGAUUUUAAUAUAAGCCAUUUAAUAAUCAUAGACAUUGUAUUUAAUACCUUCUUUUGUGUUAUAUUUGUUUAAGAUAUUAAUUAACUUUUAAUAAUUUAUUCUCAUUGUUAAUAAACAUUUACGUGAUCAUAUUUUUUUCAUUGUAUAUUGUUCUUAAUUUAACUGGAAAUGCUUCAAAAUAAUUACUUGUUUUAACUGUUCUCACUUAAAAAUUGUACAAUGUUUUUUUAGAAUUAUGGAGUGAUGUUAUAAAAGAAAACACUAUUGAAAUAUAUUUAAUAAUUAAAAAUA
Molecule: messenger RNA, 5005 nt
Organism: Cinara cedri
Lineage: Eukaryota; Metazoa; Arthropoda; Insecta; Hemiptera; Aphididae
Source: the annotation of a GenBank genome assembly